Dinoponera quadriceps is the source of this 1654-nucleotide messenger RNA. It is a transcript of the gene Pa1, whose product is annotated as PAXIP1-associated glutamate-rich protein 1. The record is from RefSeq and is a predicted model, not a curated record. Lineage: Eukaryota; Metazoa; Arthropoda; Insecta; Hymenoptera; Formicidae. The transcript has 3 exons. Bases 290 to 745 code for a protein of 151 amino acids.
CUUAACCUAAACGAUGGUCAUGAACGGCUGUCGUUCGAUGUUAUUCGACAUAGGGCCUCUUGUAAUUGUGGAUACCAAUUUGCAAAAAAAUCGUGAAGUUGUUAUAGAAGAGACGAGUCGUGUAAACCAGACAUGGAAGGGAAGUUGUGGAUCUCUAUGUAAGAAAAAGUCGUGUAAACCGAAAAUGACUGCGAAUGGAUUGUAACCUCACAAUGCGUAUGUUCGACUGUAUGUUUUGAGUAAACUUAUAGUGUGUUGUUUAUUACCAAUUUUAUAUUAUUUAAUAACAAUGGAACGCAAUGAAGAAGACUGGUCUGUGGAAUGUUCUGAUGAUGAGAAAUAUGAGAUAGAUGCUAAGCACGAGUGGAACAUAAAGGCUGAAGACAUACUUGCACUGAUCGAAGGCUUGGAUGCUAACAAUCGUAUUUUAGAACUUGAAUGGAAAUGUCCUGGUAGGCGAGGACCUUCUCCCCAACCCUCGAACAAUCGACAACAAGAGCACGGAUCUCAGGAAUAUAAGGCCGAAGAAAAGUCAGAUUUUGAUUUCAUGGAUGAGAUAUCACCGAGGCUGCCUGUUCGAAGAGUAGGUGAAAGUACUCCAAAGGGUAGCGCUAAGAAGAAGACUGCUAGUUUCAAUGGAGUGUUAUCUACCAUGUUGAGACAUCGUAGACAAGAACAGCAGGAGAUCAAUGCCAGCCCGAAAAAAAGUGAAUCUCCUGGGCUAAAACCUCAUCCACCCACUUAAAACUUGGUACUGUUUAAAAAAAAAACUGAAAGGACACAUGGUGAUGUAGUUGUAUAACGUAAACUUAUCACGUGAACUAUGCGGAGAUAUGUUACUUUACAUAUACUUUAGAAAGAAUAACAUGUCUAUUAGAAAUAACAUCUGUCGAAGAAUAUGAUAUGCUAUACCUGCUCGAAGGUAUAUUUCUGCUCCAUCCUCCGUGAGGAUAUAAAUGAGAGAUGAAUAUGAUUCGGAUGUUACAUUUAUAUCACAAUUAAUACUUGUCAUAUAUAUUAAAUUUUCUCAACCGUAGAGAUUGUUACAAAUUGAAGAAGACGUGUUUCUAUACAAACCUCCCUAUCCGUGUAUAAGAGAGAGUAAAGUGCAUGUUUUUUUUUUCUCAGAGAUAUAUUUUCCUUUCUACGCUGUAUGCGUGUGAUAUAUGUACAAAUAUACACAGGUAAAAUAUUAAAGGAGCAAAGUUUCUUUGUAAAAAGCGAGAAAGUAUUCGAUGUGUAUUUUAUUACGGAGCCAGUUUCAUCGUACAUUGGGAGUGCAAACACUGCGGACUGCGAUUAACUGUAUAUUAAUAAUCAUGUAACAGACGUUGAUAUAAUUCUAUAAACCAGAUAAUGUUUGUCGUAAGACUUUGUAUGUUGCCUGCAUGUAACAAGAGAGAUAGUUUGGUAGACAUUUUAUUUUAUAAGAAAGAUACUUUACAUUUGCAGAAUUUAAGAGUGCACAAAUGAUUUCGGCUUAUAUAUUCAUUUCGCCAUCGGUUCUUGUUUUUUAGUAUGACUGUAGUAUACCAUCAAUACCACCACUCAUUGUAACACAAUAUUGUUCUGCCUAUGUUGUAAGUGUAUUUAUUUGUAAAGUGCAAUACAUUAACGAUUAAUAUUAUGAUAAUUCUUAAGAAACAACGUUUGU